GUUAUGUAGUUAUGCCAUUGAAUUCAAUUAUUAUUAAGCCAAUUUCAAUUCAAUCUAUUUUAUACAGAAAGAAAUCCAUCUCAAAAAGAAAACCAACAAAAAAACCCAAGAAACCGAUUAAUUAUCAUGAUCUCCAAUCUGAUCUAGAUUAUGCUUAUGAUUCCCUUGCCUCUAUUCAAGUUAUUUAUCAUAGUCUGAAGCACACAUACCUCGGCUGUCAAACCAAAAUAGAGCAACACAGGAACAUGACACGCUUAUGUGAUAUGGAAAAAGAGCUUUUGAUUGCUUAUGAUGAUAUCAGUCUACAGGUUACUCAUCUCAAGAAAGAUUUAACCAGAAUAGAAAGAGAAAUGAACCAACUCAAAGUUGAUUCUUGCUCAGAGACUUCUUCCCCUUAACUAUGAAAAAUUAAAAGAAAAAAAAUAAAAAUUUAUAUGGCCAAAAAAAA
This is a messenger RNA of Gilbertella persicaria, 448 nucleotides long. RefSeq lists its product as uncharacterized. NCBI's taxonomy places the organism in Eukaryota, Fungi, Mucoromycota, Mucoromycetes, Mucorales, Choanephoraceae. The record is from RefSeq and is a predicted model, not a curated record. The transcript has a single exon. Bases 12 to 398 code for a protein of 128 amino acids.